Molecule: messenger RNA, 211 nt
Organism: Funneliformis caledonium
Lineage: Eukaryota; Fungi; Glomeromycota; Glomeromycetes; Glomerales; Glomeraceae
Source: the annotation of a GenBank genome assembly
ACACAUGCCCUGUCAACAAAUUAGAGAUCCUGAUAUUUUGGAUUUAUCCUUGGAAUUUUUAGGAGAAACAGAAAAUGAUUCUAACUCUGGUUUUGGAAAAUGCCCAGAUUAUGGAAAGGAAAGAGUCAGUGAUGGAUGGUGUAAAGAUUGUGUUCCUUUAAAGAGAAUUUUAGAUAUUGGACAAGCGAAAAUCUUAAUCUUGAUAAUUUAA